This is a messenger RNA of Blastomyces gilchristii SLH14081, 457 nucleotides long. RefSeq lists its product as uncharacterized. NCBI's taxonomy places the organism in Eukaryota, Fungi, Ascomycota, Eurotiomycetes, Onygenales, Ajellomycetaceae. Bases 125 to 457 code for a protein of 110 amino acids. The transcript is spliced from 2 exons. The record is from RefSeq and is a predicted model, not a curated record.
CCACUUCAAUGCCUCAGAUAAAAGGUGAAUGAAUAAAUAUGCUCUCCAUGGCUAAGUCUCAACCCAUCCUCCCUGAUAUAAAAGCAGUUGUUAAGCAUUUUUUGUAGCUCAUCCGAUCUGGACGAUGCUUCUACUUGUCAAAUCAGUUCAAACACAACCCUUUCGGAAUCCAGAUGGCUUCUCAAAUGCACAAGUAUUGGAUCCACUAUUCCAUAAAGGAAUCCCUAAGCUGGGUCGAGUAUCGGAAGAACGGGGCGAAUAUCCAGCUCCCGGAGACAACUAUCGUGGACUUGAAGAUGACCUGAUCGUGCAAAAUUAUCAGCUAGAAAGAGAGCUAAGCAAGACAUUUCAAUACAUGAAGCACUCUAAUGAAGAGGGUACUAGCACGUAUUCAGAUGAUUUGGAUGACGACAUCUCCGGUAGGAGUGAAGUAUCUGUUGGCUUUGGAAACAUCUAA